Ooceraea biroi (clonal raider ant) is the source of this 1450-nucleotide messenger RNA. Its product is annotated as protein lethal(2)essential for life. Gene Ontology annotation, cellular component: nucleus; cytoplasm. NCBI's taxonomy places the organism in Eukaryota, Metazoa, Arthropoda, Insecta, Hymenoptera, Formicidae. Gene Ontology annotation, biological process: protein refolding; response to heat. The record is from RefSeq and is a predicted model, not a curated record.
AUCCCGGAGAGUUCGAGUUCAAAUCUAAGGCAGUCUCCUAGUUAUUUUUCGCCUCUUACAAUAAUCAAACGUCAAUGGAUCAACGCGAAAACCGCGAGGAAAUGUCAAGACUCCAGUUGCUGUUCACCAACCGGCAGGAGAACCUGGAGCGUACUUACUAUGAUCUGCUGAACUUACUGAACCGCGACUUCGGCCGGGGUCUACAGUCGGAGCUGUUGGCGCUGUCAUCACUUAACCGACAACGUGACCACGCUAUGGAGCCAAGGAACCUGUUGCAGCAACGCGAGAACAAGAUCUCGUCCGCGCCACCGGUGAACAAGGACGACUUCCAGGUGGUGCUGGACGUGCAGCACUUUGAGCCGCAGGAGAUCGAGGUGAAGGUCGUGGACGAUUGUCUCGUCGUCACUGCCAAGCAUGAGGAGAAGCGAGACGAGCACGGCUGGGUGUCACGCCAAUUUGUCAGGCGGUACCAGCUGCCGGAGGACUCGAACGUGGAGCAACUUACGGUCAGGUUGUCCUCGGACGGUCUUCUGACGAUCGUCGCGCCUAAGAAUCGACCGGAGAAGGAAGAGAGAGAAUGACGGAUGAUCCCAAUCGAAUGCACAUGCAAGCCCUUCGUGAACAAGGAGACCAAAGAGAGCGACGAGGAGAAGACCGAGUGAGAAAUCAGGUCUUUGACAUAAUCAAACUACUCUAUAUUUGUCUACCAAACUACUAUUGUAUUUCUCUGAGUGUUCAUUAGCCUGUGAUAAGCGAUUAAAUUAGAUGGCAAUGUGAUCAUAGUAUAUAACGUUAUCUGUUAUGUUUAUGUUAUUCCUAAAAGUCGUAUGUGUAUUUUAAUACAUUUAUAAUAUUUGAAGAAUUAUAUUAAUUUCUGUGCAAAUGAUACCUACAAGCCUCUUUAGAUAAACUUUAAAUAAACUUUAUAUUAGCUAUUUUUAUAUAUUUUGUUAAAGUUAUGCUAAAUUAAAUGCUUUAGAAUACUUUCUAUCCUGUCACUUCUUUCAAAUAAUUACAAAGAAAUAAAUAAAAACAAAGAAAAAAAUAGUAUUUUGUAAUAUUUGUAGCAUUAGGUAUUAAUUAACUUGACUGAUAAAAUGUUCAAUUUCAGUCUAGAAUAUGGGAGAUGUAUUAUUGAUCAUGUACUGUAUUUGCAAAUAUCCAAUUAAAAUAGUUUUGUAAGUUAUAUUUUUUAUUGUUACUACUUUCUUAAUUAUAUUAAAUUAUUAUUUAUUAUAAUUAAAUUAAUUAUAUCAAGUUGUAUAUCAAACAUAUUUACAGUCUCUUGAGUGCACUUCUAUAUAUAACAUCAUUUGCGGUAUAUAUCCUAUUUUUAUAAAAAAGUACUAUAUUUUAUAAAUAUUUAUAUAUAUAUAAAUAUUUUAUAACUUGCGAUUACAAGAUUGUAUUCUAGAAGAUAUUAUAAAAGAAAAUAAAACGAAACUUUAAC